Messenger RNA from Megalobrama amblycephala (Wuchang bream), 1680 nucleotides. RefSeq names its product glycoprotein IX (platelet) (gene gp9). The transcript has 4 exons. The record is from RefSeq and is a predicted model, not a curated record. The coding region runs from base 101 to 574 and encodes 157 amino acids. Lineage: Eukaryota; Metazoa; Chordata; Actinopteri; Cypriniformes; Xenocyprididae.
CAGAAACUAUAAGAAAAACAUUUCCAGUGGUUUACGGUUUACAGCACCAGUAAUACCUAUUUUAAAGAACUGUGGAUGUUCCUCUCCACCUACAGGCAGGAUGAUUAUUAGACACCCCCAGAUGUUGUCAUAUGCUAAAAUGAUGCUCUUAUAUCUUGUUUUGUGCUCAGUCUUUGCACGCGUCAGGUGCGUGACUGUACCGUCUAAAGGCGUGAGGAUGAACUGCAGCUCACAUGGCCUGAGAUUCGUCCCUCAGCUUCACUCCAGAAUCACCGAACUUCUGCUGCAGAACAACCUCCUGACCACCAUAACUCCAGGCCAUUUAGACAUGCUCCACAAUCUUCAGCUGGCCAAUCUAUCCGGGAACCCUUUCCACUGUGACUGCAGUAUCCUGUACUUCAGACAAUGGCUAAGGAGGAAUAAAGCCAUCUCUGUGAUGCCAGUGUGUGCCAGUCCUUCAGAACUAGCCCAGAGGCCCAUUGAUGAGCUCACUGAUGCCGAUUUAUCUUCCUGUGUCUCUGAUGACUGCUCUGGAAUAUCUGCAUUGGUUUCUAUGGCAAUGAUGUUGUGUUGAACUGCUCAAGUUCAGUUCAAUUUGAUGGUGACCAUUUGUGGACUGCAGUCUUCAAGUCAUUCCACAGUCCUUUUCAGUGGGGUUUAAGUCUGGGCUCUGACUAGGCCAUGCAAGGACAUUUACAUUUUUCUCCUUCAACCACUGUGUGGUUAGUUUUUGAUGUGUGCUUUGAGUCAUUGUCAUGUUGGAAGGUAAACCUUCUUCUCACUGACAACUUUCUGGCAGAGGGCAGCAGAUUUUCCUCAUCCUAUUUGCCCUAUCCAUUUUUCCUUCUAUCCUGACACGUGCUCCAGCCCCUUGCCUGCAUAGAAACACCUCCAUAACAGGAUAUUACCACCUAUGUUUUACUGUAGGAAUGGCAUUAUUUGGAUGGUGAGCUAUAUUGGAUUUCUGCCAGACAUAUCGUUUGGUGUUGAGGCCAAAUAAUUCAAUUUUAGUCUCAUCUGACCAUCACACCUUUUUUCCUGUGGCCUCAGAAUCUUCAAGUCGUGACUGCAUGUGGCCUUUCCUUGAGGAGUGGCUUUUUUCUUGCAACCUUCCACAUACAAACACAUUUAUGGAGAAUUUGUGAUAUUUUUGUCACAUGCACACAAUGACCACUCUGUCAUAAAUUCCUGCAACUGCUUCAGAGUUGCUGUAGGCCUCUUGGUAGCCUCUUUGACCAGUUUCCUCCUGGCUCUUUCAUCCAAGUUUGGAGCAACGUCCUGAUUCAGGGAGGGUCUGUGUUAUACCAAAUACCAUUCCACUUCUCAAUAAUAGACUUCACUGUGCUUCUAGGCAUUGAUAAAGCCUUUGAAAUGUUUAGUUUUUUAAAAGGGUGCUCAAUUCACAAAAAUAUAUGACUUGUGCUUGACAAUUAUUUAAUUGAAGAUGAAGCUUUUAUUUUUUAGAUUUUUCUUAAAACUUUUGACACAAUCAAACACAAUUUUGUGUUUCGUGCUUUAGAAUGAUUUGGAUUAGGAGAAAACUUGAUUAAUCUAGUCAAAUUAAUUGUAUAUGGACAGCUAGUUCUAUUAGCACAGGGUACAUCUCCAAGAUUUUCAAUUGAUAAAGGAAUCAAACAAGGUUGCCCCAUCUCUCUUUAUUGCUCUCCGUUCUUAUAUAUA